AUGGAAGAGGAUGAUAAGAACGCGGCAACAACAAAUAUGAUUGAAACUCCAACCAAGAGGAGAAGAGGACGCCCUCCUGGUUCCGGUUCUAGUUCUGGAUCAAAGAAGAGAAAAGAAGAACCAUCAGAAACAACUUCUGGUAUCAGUGAUGAAAAAUUUAGCCCUCAUGUGAUUGUGUUGAAUGCCGGCCAGGAUGUGGUAGAAGUUCUAUACAAUAUACCCGUGGCAAAUUAUCCUAAAACUGUUACCAUAUUUUCUGCGUCCGAUUCUGUAUCAGAAAUUACCGCUCUUACUCCGAAUGGUCCCAGGCACCGCAAGGGAGAAUUUGAGAUUCUUUUUCUGGCUAUAAGAUGUCUGGUUGGUGAUAAUGGUCGUCAUUAUCGUGAAAAGGCAAUGUGCACCAUUACAUGCACAAAUGAUCAGGGAAAUCUGUAUGUGAAUACUUGUGUCAAUUCCCUCAUAGCGACUGGCUAUGUUGACAUUAUCGCGGCCUUAUCCAAGGCAGACACCGCUAAGAAAACAGGUGCAAGAAUGGUAGAGUUGGCUGCUGCUCCUAAAAAUAACGAAAUAACUCCCAUAGCAGCCAUCCCACUUCAAAUGAUUAAAGAAGAUUCAAAUCCAACCACCUAA
Molecule: messenger RNA, 630 nt
Organism: Vicia faba (fava bean)
Lineage: Eukaryota; Viridiplantae; Streptophyta; Magnoliopsida; Fabales; Fabaceae
Source: the annotation of a GenBank genome assembly